Tripterygium wilfordii is the source of this 1163-nucleotide messenger RNA. RefSeq lists its product as uncharacterized. Bases 369 to 815 code for a protein of 148 amino acids. The record is from RefSeq and is a predicted model, not a curated record. Lineage: Eukaryota; Viridiplantae; Streptophyta; Magnoliopsida; Celastrales; Celastraceae. The transcript is spliced from 6 exons.
UGAAAAUGGAAGGAAUGCGGAUGAGAAGAAAAUUCUUCAAGCUUUCCAUAAAAGAAAGCUUCUUUUACAUGUGAUGAUGGAGCACCGCACAUGUGCCUGCAUAGUUACUGUGGAUUCAUUAUAAACUCUCUUGUGGGACACUUUGGAUUUUAUUAUCAGAGACUCUGCAAUCUUCACGUGUUCUAGCUCUGUUUCCUGAUCUGCUUUCUUCCUCUGCAAAUCUUAUCUGUUUCUAUCAACUGGGUUUUUUUUUUUCUCGGUAAUUUUCUGGUCAAAAAGAAAGUUCAGUUGUUAUUUUGGAAAAGUAUUGGUUUCGUUGGUUUGGAACUUUGGCCACCCAGAAAAAGGGAGUGAAAAAAACAAGGAGUAUGGAAGGCAAUGAUCAAGUGGGUUCUUCCUCCUCCUCAUUCACUGAUCUUUUUGGCGCCAAGGAGCCAAAAUUAUCUUCAAAGGGGACUACUUUUGCAUCUAUGUUCCCACCUCCAUCUGUGGUAUUGUCUUGUAUCAAUUCAAUACUUGUUAUGGAUGCUCUCUGUAUGGUUUUAGGAAGGAAAUCAUCAAGCUCUGAAGUCAUAGGAUCUUGGGAGAAACAGUCCUCAGUAAAUCAAAGGUGGUUUAACAACCAAGGUACUGAGGGUGCAAACUGUAACAUACCCAACAAGGGAAGGAGUUCAAUUUUUCAGGAAGAAAGGGCAGAACCAUGUCACCUUAGCUCAUCUCUGUACUAUGGAGGGCAAGACAACUAUUCUCACUCAUUAAGUAACCAAUCCAAUCAAUCAUAUUCAUACCUCAUAAUCAAGAAAGAAGGAGGAUAAGGUGAUUCUAAUGGAAACAGUCCGAACGACGCCGCUAGAGGAAAUUGGUGGCAAGGUUCUCUUUAUUAUUAGGAACUUCACCUCAGAUAUGAAUUCUCCAUCUAUUUUCUUGAGGGAUUAAUGAAGCUUAUGAGGCAACAAGACUAGCCCAUGUGGAAUAUAAAUAAGUAGCUGACAAGCAUAUAUAGCUUCAGGGGUUCUGUAACUGUAAUGGCUCUUCCCAGCAGAAAAUCAGUGUGAUAUGAACUGGUUCAACAUGCAUAGAUUGUCUAAAUAAUGUUUUUUAUACGCUUUUGUAAGCCGCAAUGGCUACCAAUGGUUUAGAGGAAAAUUUGAUAAGUUGGAUCA